AGUGCAAUGAUGGAGCCCUCAUGGCAGGAAGUUGUGCAAGCUCGGAAAGAGGAGCGAAGAGAACUUGUACUACAUGGGCCUGACAUAAGCAGUAGAAUAGAAGACAAUGGUUUGGAUAAAUCACUUUAUGAUCUAAUCAAUUUGAAUUUCUUGGAAAUCAGCAAAACCUGUUUGACCAAGGUUGAUGACGAAAUAGGAAAAAUGAUAAACCUCACAUCUUUGGUUCUUCACAGCAACAACAUCAACCAUGUGUCCAGUGAAAUUAAACAGUUGAAAAAGUUAAAGUUUCUCGACCUGUCCAGGAACUCUCUCGAACGCCUACCGGAAGAAAUAGGUGAUUUACGCGAACUACACACCAUAAACGUCAGUGGAAAUCAACUGACUGAUUUCCCUCUAAUCAGUGAGCUGCACAAUUUACACGUGUUAGACAUCUCACACAAUCGUCUGGAGUCUUUGCCCGAAGAUCUCUGCUCACCUGAACUUAGCCUGCUUAAUCAGCUCAAUGCUGCUGGCAAUCAAAUCACCUCGAUGCCAUCUGAAAUAGAGGUUCUAGUGUCGCUAAAACUGCUUGAUCUCUCUGACAACGCGAUGCUGGAGAUCCCACCGGAGCUAAGUAACUGCCUAAAACUGAAGGAGGCAAACUUAAAGGGAAACAGACUGAAGGACAGAAGGCUGGCGAAAAUGAUUGAACAGUGUCCAACUAAGUCGGUUUUAGAUUAUCUAGGGAAUGUCCUUGCCCAGCAACGUGCCAAAAGUGGCAAAAAGGACAAAGGAAAAACCAAAAAGGAUAAGAAAAAAACUGCAAAAGCAGGAGAUAAUGAUGAUGAGAUGGAAAUUUUGAUGAAGAAUAUGAUGAAGGUUCUGCACUUCCAGGAGGAGAAGGGGAUUACUGUCAAAGUUACCUCUGCAGUGUUGGAGAUCAGGCCAUACAUUGUGUGCUGUAUGGUUAGACAGCUAGACUUCCAUAAGUCUUUGAACAUGUUUAAGAGGUUCAUCAAUUUGCAGACCAAAUUACAUGACAGUAUGUGUAACAAGCGCCAGGCAGCCACUAUAGCCACUCAUGAUGUGGCUUUGGUGAAGGGACCCCUGUUAUAUGAUGCCAAGGAUCCUACAGAAAUUAAGUUGCUUCCCCUUAUGAGGAAGGCAGAGGUAACAGCACGGCAGUUGGUGGACAAACUGUGCCAGGAAGCAGAGGAAUAUAGGAAAGAGAAGAAGAGAAAUCAAACUUCUGGAAUACACAAGUAUUUAGAUCUGUUGAAAGGCAAAGCAACUUUUCCUUUCCUGGCAGAUAACGAAGGGAGAGUUAUUUCAUUCCCACCAAUCACGAACUGUGAUGUUACUAAGAUUUCCAAAGACACAACGGAUGUAUUGAUUGAAGUGACGAGCUCUACAUCUUUAGACACUUGCAAAAAGGUGAUGGAUGCCCUCCUUCAAGAAAUUCUUGAGAUUGGUGUCGGAAGGGAUGACACCACUGAAGGGGGAGCUACUGGAGGCAGCGAGGAUGGCACAGCAGCAGUCACAGGUCAAAGAUUGAUUGUUGAACAAGUGCGCAUAGUGGAUCCUGAUGGUAAUUUGAAAGUUGUGUAUCCCUCAAGGACAGACCUGCCUUCCGCCGCUUACAGAGUCAUUCGAGAAGUAGAAUGAAGAGCUUCCGAGUUGUUACAAUUUGUUUCUUAUUCAGAUUCUAAAAUAAAUUAAUUCUUAGCAUUUUUACCUGUCAUUUUGUUAAUUUAUUGAGCUGUUGAACUAUUUUUCUGACUGAUAACACCAACCAUGCCAAGCUUUAAGCCAAGAUUUAAAUGUACCUGAUAUGAUCAGUAAACAGUCAUUUGUUGAAUCUUUUUGAUAUACAUUAGUGUUACAAUUAAAUUUUUGUGUUUAACGGUUUAUGUACCAGUACUACAAUUCCACAGAAACACAUGCAAGUGCUCUGAAAGAGAUGUGAACAACCAACAUAUC
This is a messenger RNA of Lingula anatina, 1959 nucleotides long. RefSeq names its product leucine-rich repeat-containing protein 47. Lineage: Eukaryota; Metazoa; Brachiopoda; Lingulata; Lingulida; Lingulidae. The record is from RefSeq and is a predicted model, not a curated record. Gene Ontology annotation, molecular function: phenylalanine-tRNA ligase activity; RNA binding; protein binding. Gene Ontology annotation, biological process: phenylalanyl-tRNA aminoacylation.